GUCUGGGUUGCAUGCAUGGCAUUGGUCCACUGGUGAUAUGACGGAGAUGGUGUUGGUCCCUUUGGAGCAGGGGGCCCGACAGGACAGACCCUGGACGGUGCCACCUUGGAAAGCUUAUCUGGGUGCCAACCCGCAUGCCCUGGUUUGUGCAACUUUGGGGGAGAACCUGCUCGGUGGGUGAUAUAAUUACCACGUCGAUCGCGCCUGUUCUCUGGUUGCGCCCUGUGCUUGUGUUCCCCUCUGUAUCUUGCGUAUCCAUACCAGUCCAAUUGGGCCUGUCCGGAAUCGCAUUGAGGCUGCGGGAGUUCUUGGCUGCGCCUUGGAUACUGCAACAUGCCGUUCAACAUCCGAAAGCCGUUCGCCCGGCGGACGACUGAUCAUCCCGUGACUGAAGGGAACGCGCCCACCAACGUCAGUGAAGUCGACGCUGAUGGCAAGACUGUUCCCCGAACCGACAGUCCUGGUCAGGAAGACGCCGCCAUCGCCUCCGGCGUGGAUCAGCUGAAGAAAUUCAAGAAGACGCAUCAAUGGGACUAUAACCUUGAUUAUGACACUAUUGAAGCUGCCACUAAGGUCGCUGAGACCGACGAUGUCGAGAAGAAGGCCAACUUCGAGCACGCCUUGCUCGAGGAGGACUCACCUUACUUCGAAGUCAGAGCCUCGGUGCGGAACUACGACGAGGAAAUGCCGGCAAACACUAUCAGGGCUUGGUUUAUUGGUCUGACCGCGACUACAAUUGUCUCGGCUGUCAACCUGCUGUUCUCUCUGCGCAACCCGUCAAUCAGUAUUUAUGUCUACGUUGUGCAGUUGCUUGCGUAUCCGGUGGGAUGCGGCAUGGCUCGUAUCCUACCGAACCACGAGUUCAACACAUUUGGAUUGAAAUGGAACCUCAACCCUGGCCCCUUCAACAUGAAGGAGCAUGCCAUUAUCGUCAUGAUGUCAUCUGUGUCUAUCCAGGGUGGUGUCGCCUAUGCCACCGACGUCCUGCUGGCUCAACAAGUUUUCUACAAGCAGCACUUUGGCUGGGGUUUCCAGAUGCUCCUGGUACUCACCACACAGUGUAUUGGGUUCGGCAUGGCCGGAAUCGUGCGCCGAUUCUUGGUCUGGCCUGCUGCAAUGAUCUGGCCUCAAACGCUUGCCCAAACGGCUCUUAUGUACACUCUCCACGACCACAAACCGACCGAUCCCGCCCUUGCAAAUGGUUGGAGCAUUGGGAGAUACCGAUACUUCCUCUACGUCUUUGCUGGGAGCUUUACAUGGUACUGGUUCCCAGGCUGGAUUGCCCAGGGACUGACCUAUUUCGACUGGAUUUGCUGGAUCGCGCCCAACAACAUGGUUGUAAACCAGAUCUUCGGCAACAACGCUGGAUUCGGUCUUCUCCCAAUCACUUUUGACUGGACUAUCAUGACUGCCUUCAUUGGCAGCCCCUUGCCAUACCCUCUAUUCUCUAUCGUGAACACGCUGAUCGGUGUCUUUAUCUUCUUCUUGGCGGCCGGGCUCGGAGUGUUCUACACCAAUACUUGGUGGACUCAGUACCUACCAAUCGCGAGCACACACUCGUUCGACAACACCGGUGCGGCAUACAACGUGACAAAGAUCCUGACGCCCGAGAAGACACUUGAUGUUGCCGCUUACAAGCAGUACUCGCCCCUCUUCUUGGGGACCUUCUUCUCCCUCACUUACGGCGUUUCCUUUGGCGCUUUGUCGUCCGUCAUCGUGCAUACGGCCAUCUUCCACGGUGCUGAGAUUGUCGAACGCUGGAAGUUGGCGCGGAACCAGGACGCCGAUGUCCAUCUCAAGAUGAUGCGCAAGUAUAGAGACACCCCCAACUGGUGGUACUACGCCUUGUUCGCUAUCUUGUUUGCCUUGUCCAUGGUUACGGUCCUGGUCUGGGACACUCAUCUGACGUGGUGGGCGCUGAUCAUUGCGUUCCUGCUCUCCAUUGUCUUCCUCGUCCCUAUCGGCAUGGUUCAAGGUACCACCAACACGCAGCUCGGACUCAACGUGUUGACCGAGUUCAUGGUCGGUUACAUGCUUCCGGGGCGGCCGAUAGCUAUGAUGCUUUUCAAGACGUUUGGCUACAUCACAAUGGCUCAAGCUCUGUACUUUAUUCAGGACAUGAAAUUCGGUCACUACCUCAAGGUCCCGCCCCGUAUUACUUUCACCGCGCAAGUCGUUGCCUGUGUCUGGUCCUGUAUCGUCCAAGUUGCCGUCUUCAACUGGGCACUCGGAACCAUCCCAGGCAUUUGCGAAUCGGACCAGCCCAACGGCUAUACCUGCCCAGGAGCUAGUGUUUUCUACACCGCAUCCGUGGUCUGGGGCGUCAUCGGUCCGGCUCGCGUCUUCGGCGCCGGUGGAAUUUACUCGGCGCUCCAGUGGUACUGGCUGGCAGGCGCCGCACUUCCCGUCAUCACCUACUUCGCCGCCAAGCGGUUCCCGCGUAGCAGCAUUCGCUACCUGCACUGGCCGCUUAUCUUCGGCGGUACCGGCUGGAUUCCCCCAGCAACAGUCUACAUCUACCUGUGCUGGGGUGCCGUCGGCAUCUUCUUCAACGGCUUCCUCAAGCGCCGCUUCAGGGGCUGGUGGGCACAGUACAACUACAUCACGUCGGCGGGUCUCGACACCGGCUUGUACAUCUGCACUCUGAUUAUCUUCUUUGCUCUCAUCCUGCCCCAGAAGGUCAACCCGCCUCAGUGGUUCAUGAACCCACCCGCGGAUGGAAACCCGAACAUCACCAACGCCUUCAACAACCUGGAUACACAAGGUGCUUCAAUUCCACUGACAGUGGCGGAUGGAGAGACUUUUGGGCCAAAGGAAUGGAAAUAGGCAAGUUACUAGGAGUAUGGGGUGCGCGCUGUUGUCAGAAGGGCAUCUGGGCAGUGUAUAAUAGCAGAAAUCUUCACUGAGCUCGACGCAAUCGUUAGCGCGGCGGACUUUUGGGCUUGAACUUGUUCAGAUAUUGCUAGGAAAUA
Diaporthe batatas is the source of this 2972-nucleotide messenger RNA. RefSeq lists its product as uncharacterized. Gene Ontology annotation, biological process: transmembrane transport. Bases 334 to 2826 code for a protein of 830 amino acids. The transcript has 6 exons. The record is from RefSeq and is a predicted model, not a curated record. NCBI's taxonomy places the organism in Eukaryota, Fungi, Ascomycota, Sordariomycetes, Diaporthales, Diaporthaceae. Gene Ontology annotation, molecular function: oligopeptide transmembrane transporter activity.